Molecule: messenger RNA, 8489 nt
Organism: Triplophysa rosa
Lineage: Eukaryota; Metazoa; Chordata; Actinopteri; Cypriniformes; Nemacheilidae
Gene: strbp
Product: spermatid perinuclear RNA binding protein
Exons: 19
Coding region: 373-2451 (692 amino acids)
Cellular component (GO): precatalytic spliceosome
Molecular function (GO): single-stranded RNA binding; double-stranded RNA binding
Source: RefSeq, a predicted model, not a curated record
GCCCGCUUCUGCGCGCUCCUCAUUCAUUUCGGUGCGCGCGAGAGGAGGCAGCAGUAGCAGCAGCAGCAGCAGACGGACCACGCCGAGUGUGUGUCUUGCUGACACCACAACAUUACCUUGAACUCUACUCGGACACAUUCAAGAUACAGCUGGAUUAUCAGACAUUUGUUGUUUUGUAAGUCCCGAGACACCAGCGUCUGUCUUCUGUGAGCAGGUGCUGGAGAGGACCGGAAGUAACUGUUGACGGUUUUGGUGCAGUAAGGCGCAGCGGAGGGGGCAGAGAGGCGAGCGCAUGAGGAGAGGGCGUCCAAAGACCCCCGUCUCCACACACACGUUCACGGAGUCACCGUGACUAGCAUCCCUCCAGCCGCCAUGAGGUCCAUCCGGUCGUUCGGGAACGAUGACCGUCACGUCAUGGCCAAGCACUCCACCAUCUACCCCUCCUCUGAGGAGCUGGAAGCGGUACAGAGCCUCGUCUCCACAGUGGAGUGCGCCCUUAAACACGUAUCUGAUUUGUUGGACCACUCUCAAACCAGCCAAUCAAAUUCAUCCAGCACGCAGGAGGAGGAGACUGAGACCAGCGCUGACGAAUCGCCAGAAGGCAGCACAAACGAGGGCAGCAGCUGUAGUAACGGACCCACCGGUGGGGUGGUUUUAUGUGGAGUGAUGAGAAUCGGUCUGGUGGCCAAAGGGCUCCUGAUUAAAGGCGACAUGGACCUGGAGCUGGUGCUCAUGUGCCGAGAGAAACCCACCGAGACACUGCUGCGUACCGUCUGUGACAACCUGCCGCUGCAGAUCGAGAAAUUGACAGAGGAGAAAUACGAGGUACAGAGCUGCAUCCCUGAGGCGGCCAUCUUAGUGUGCACGGCGACAGAACCCAAAUUCACGCUGAAGGUGACACUCACCUCCCCAAAGAUGAGAGAUGAUGAAGAGACGGAUGAACAAGAGAGCGUUGAGUCGAGCGAGCCGGCGGACCUGUUGGAUACACAGAGGUGCCUGGUGGCGUUGGCCUCUCUGCGACAUGCCAAAUGGUUCCAGGCUAGAGUUAACGGCUUAAAAUCGUGCGUGAUUGUCCUGCGAAUACUGAGAGACAUGUGCAAUAGAGUCCCGGCGUGGGAACCUCUGAAAGGAUGGCCUUUGGAGUUAAUAUGUGAAAAGGCCAUCGCCACGUGUAACAGGCCUCUGGGGGCAGGUGAGGCUCUGCGCCGGGUCAUGGAGUGUCUCGCCUCGGGCAUUCUGCUUCCAGGUGGACCUGGUCUGCAUGAUCCUUGUGAGAAGGAACCAUUGGACACACUCUCGGCCAUGACAGAUGAGGAGUCAGAGGCCAUCACAUACAACGCUCAGAAUGCAUUACGGCUGAUGGCUUUUGGGCAGAUCUAUAAAGUCUUAGAAAUGGAUCCACUACCUUCAAGUAAACCCUCACAGAAGUUCCCCUGGUCAGACAAAGAUGGUCUGGGAUUGAAGAGGCCUUAUGAAGACGGUCUGUUCGACGACAAAGACCUCAUCAAGAAGAUGAAACGCAACCUCAGAAAAGCAGUUCUUGACAGCAAAGCAAUAGACUCAAACCAACCCAUGAACGCUCUGAUGCGGUUGAACCAGAUCCGGCCGGGGCUGCAGUAUAAACUGCUGUCUCAGUCAGGUCCGGUUCAUGCCCCUGUCUUCACCAUGUCUGUAGAUGUGGACGGCACCGUUUAUGAGGCCUCCGGCUCUUCAAAGAAGACCGCCAAGCUGCACGUGGCUGUCAAGGUGCUUCAGGCGAUGGGAUACCCCACGGGCUUCGACACAGACCUGGACUCCAUGAGUGCAGAUGAGAAGUCAGACGGGGAAGGGAAAAGCGAAGCGACCACACAUUUAAGCAAUAACACAUCACACUCCUCAGACAACUCCAACACACUGGAGGUGCGAACUCAGGGUCCUAUUCUGACGGCCAGCGGCAAAAACCCAGUGAUGGAGCUUAAUGAAAAACGCAGAGGCCUCAAGUACGAGCUCAUCUCAGAGAGCGGAGGAAGUCAUGACAAACGCUUCGUCAUGGAGGUGGAGGUUGAUGGACAGAAGUUCCGUGGCGCAGGGCCCAAUAAAAAAGUAGCCAAAGCCAGCGCCGCCCUCGCUGCUCUAGAGAAACUCUUCUCUGGGCCGAAUGCUGCUGGCAACAAGAAGAAAAAAAUCAUCCCUCAGUCUAAAGGGGCAUUAGCUGCAGCUGCUGCAGUGUCUGCGGUUGCGGCUCAGGCAGCGCGGGGGAGGGGACGUCCCGCCCUCACGCGAGGAGCAUUCGUCAGUGCCGCUGCACCAGGAUACGUCACGCCAGGCUUCGGAACGCCCUACGGGUACAGCGCAGCAGCUGCUGCUCCCGCAUACGGUGGUCUUUUCAUUGACAAUCCCUUUUACCAGCCUCGGACCAUCGCUCCUUUUUUUAUUCACUUGGGUCCUCAAGAUCUCUUCUCUGACUUCUAGAACCAUCAGGUUGUGUGGCUUUAAAGUGUCGUACCACUCCAGGCUUGACCAGGCUGUCUCCACUGCACAGAAAUGGCCCAAACUUCAUACACUCCACCCAAACCCAUCCAUACCCUAUCUAUGGAUCCAAAAAUGCACCAAUCUUACAAAAGCAAUAUUCCAUUUGACUUGCUCGUCCCGAAAACCGGCUGGGGACCUCGUUUCCUCCGUAUAUAGCAAUACACUUGAACUUCUUUGGGCUUUAAGCUUACUUGAGAUGAUGUGAAUGUUCAGUUGAGUUACUCUUGACUUGGCAUUGCAAUAUAGGCAUUAUCAUUGUAUAUUUACCACAUGUGUAUGUGUGGCUAUAUUAUAAAUAUACACAAAUAUGCAUAUAUAUGUAUGGUCUGUGGCACUAUAAAUAUAUAUGUGUAGAUAUACCUAUGUACUUAUGUAUAUUUAUAUACAGUAUAUAUAUAUACAUAUACAUAUACAUAUUCUUGGUAUUCAUGAUUUUAGAUUUGUAAAGUGAUAUGUAAACAAACUAGGAUAUAGCUUUCUUCCAAUUUUAUAUAUACAGUAGAUACAGUACAUAUAUGCUAAGCAAUUUAACCUUGUGAACAUGCAAUAUGAAAGCCCUUUUCUUAAUCUACCUGCAGUAGAUUAGUAAUGCUUCCUUUGUUGCACCUUCAGCAGCUUGAUCGUGUCUUUUCACUAGAUCUGUGCGAGCGUGUGUGUGUAUGUAUGCAUUCAUGCUCAGUCGACCAAAGUCUGCAGUUCUGGUUGGGUUGAGAGGUCGUCCUCCAAACAUAUGGCCACCUGUUUAUGACAGGCAUACAUGCAGGUCUUUCUAAAGCACAUCUGACUGAGGUGCAUACUCAUACACACCAUCACUAACACGUUUGUGCGAGCAGGUCUGACGGGCAGCUAGCGUGACCCAGUCACUCACUUUUCCUCGCAAAGCACAGGUAACUUUCCUUUAUGCAGCAAGGUGGCCGUCCAUUCGAUUCUUCGUGCAUUCUUUCAUGCAUACACGGGCCUGUUUCACACCGCAUGCGUAAACUAUGUAUUAUUUUUAUUAUUGUGGUGCCUGUAUUAACAGGUUGCGACGUUACAGCGCUGCUUAGCAGAAACCUAGCUGCAAGAAACAUUUAGGCACUGAGCUUUAUUUUUGCUGUGUGUGGCGUACUGAAUGCAACAGAAAACACGUUGAAACUGCACUGGAAAUCUAUCGUUUGGUCAUUUCAACCUGGUCUCACAGGAAUUCGUAACUGUUUUACGGAGUGGGUAUUUUGCAUGACUCCGUACGAUGUGAAUCGUACAAAACGUGGGAUUCGAAACACCUCAUAAAAUAGUUCUGAAUUUCAGUGAGAUUGUGUUGGUAAAUUUGACUAAAUUGAAAUAUUUUAUAGCUGCAGUUGUGGAGAAUUUGCAGUGCAGUUAUCCUACUAUUUGUAUUUUAACGGGAUGCUCUUCAGAAGUUUUCUGUGGCCCACUUUUUUUACACCGUUUUGAUUGUGAUUGUUUUCAUGUUAUUAUCAUUGUACACUUGAAACUAAUCCCGCUGUUUGAAAAAAGUUCUCAAGACUAGAAAAAAAUUGCUAGGAAUUGCUGACGUGAAUGGUGCUAAUGUUUUAGGCAACACGUCGGAAAUAAAAAUAAUGUUGGAUUUGUUGGCGUAACCCAAUAAUAAUAAAAAAUGAAUAAAUGUACUUUCCUACCACCAAACACAGAGAAAAAGACCUCAAGUAAAACUCUUUCAACCCUGUAUAUACUACGUAGAAGGUCAAUGUUACAGUUAACCCCUCAUACAGUAGUUACCCAUAAGUCACAAUAGAUGCUUUUCCACCAGUAGGCCAACUGUCCUAAAAACAGUAAGGAACAGUAGAGCACAAUUACAAACUGUUACCAGUCUAGAAUGACCAACACUGUUGUUCUGUGUAGAGGCUGUCAUGCAGCAGGAACACUUUCAGUGUGAACAAUUUCAAUGCCAUGUGUUGCAUCUACCACUUUCUGCAGCCUGUGGUGUGAAACAUGCCUUGUGUUUGGUGCAGCAGCACAAGGUUGCUUCUUAUCUCUGCGUUUUUCUUCAGCAGGUGUGUUGUAGCGCAACUUUAGGCUAACUAAUUAAAAACUAUCAAAAUACUCCCAGAUAUCAACCACAGAGCACAGUACCGGCCAUCAUGAACCAUCCUUCUGAAUGUCAAACAAUAGUCUGAAUGCUUCUCUAUAAGUAAUGAAAUUUAUUUUAGAUACAGUAUUUCCUUCUUGUUAUUUCACACGUGUACGAGAAAUUCGUUCACUGGUAUUCUAUUGAUGUUUGUAUGUCAAAAUAGUUUUGUAACCGCAAUUUCUGAAUAAUAAUCUUAGACCAACAAUUUUGGAUUUCAUUCAAAGAAAUGCAUCUGACCAACUUCAACACCCAGCUCACAUAAAUAGAUAUACAGUAUAUUAAACCCGUCCCCUUAUAUACAGUACGAUAGUCUCCCAGUGUAUUUAGUAAUAUGUUAGCCGUUGUGUUUGAAUGUGAAGUAUGGUAGCUUCUAAAAUAGGAAAAGAUGGGAUAUAAUCAAAGAAAUAUUACGGAAUAGUACUAGUUUAGUAGUAAUAGUACAGUAUCGGUGAGUAACAGCAAUAGAACAACAUGCCUCUUGCAAGCUUCAAUAUCCUUGUUUGUCAUAACGUGAUUUUUUCUUCCUUUGUUUCUUUAAAUUUUCUUUACAAAAGAAAUGAGUUUUUGCCCUUCCCAACCAGACGAGACUUGGGUCAUUUUUGAGUUAGAGAUGGUAAGUCUUGUAUGGGUAAGUUUUGUGUGGAAAUGCAAUAGAUAGCGAAUUUAAGACAGAGGUUUGUCUUUUUAAGCUUUAUGAAUGGUUGUCAAACACACAAGCCCCUUUCCGAGAUCUUGCGUCACAUAAGCGCUUUCAAAUGAAUUAAAAUUGGGAGUGGAAGGCAAGUCAAUGCACCGCAUAACGAUAAAAAAGCGAUAGGGAGUAAAAUAGAGGGUUUAUAAAGUGUAGCAGAGAAUGCUUCAAAUAAAAAUCAUGUCAUAGUCUUCCAUAUAGUUAUUUCGUCAAAUGUAUUAAAUGUUCAGUAAAAUGUAGGCUAUAGUUCUAAACGGAUGAGCCGUCUUUUAAAGCCAUUCAAAUGCUGAAAACGUACAUUGUGGAAUAACGCACCACGUUGCUUGGCGUAAAUAAACAGCCUGAAGCUAAUAAAAUACAUACUGUUGAUAACUAUUCAUUAUUAAUAACUUUUUAUUGAACGCUGAUGUCUUGUAUAAGAGAACAUCAAAAAUAAUAUGUUUAGUAAUCACAGUGACUUUAUUAAGGUUAAGAUUGUUAUACUUAGAUUUAUGAAGUACCAAAAAGCAUCACUUUGUCAAAUUACCGUAACGCAUAGCCUUACAUAGUGUCUUAUAAAUACAAUACAUGCGUUCUCACACUCACAAAUUUCUGUCAAAUAUUUCAAAGCAAUGUAUCAGAUUGUUGUCAACAAGGGACAGGGACAUUUCAUUCAUCUAAAAAUACAAAACUAAGCCAUAAAUAGUAGUCUGUCUCUAUAAGCAUGCGAAGUAGCCGUGUUGUUUUGCUGCGAUGCUUUAGAAGCAAUCAAAUAUUCUCCGAAGUGCCAGCCUGCCUCCCCAGGUGGUGUUGGCAGGCAGAUGGUCUUCAUAAAUAUGUUGUGAGGAAUCAUGUUUUAGUUGAGUUUAAGUCGAGCGGAGCUCAUCAGCUUGUGUUUGGAAUAUCGGUGGUGGGGGGUGGUGGGAACGCAUAUAUACAGCUGCGUCUCAAGUCUGAAGAUGACGUCUGAAAUGAAAUUGCAAUAAAAGAGCCUGAGGGGUUUGCGAUCCAAUAGGAUUAAAAUGAAAUAAGCUUGGUGCAAAUGAUUUGGUAGGUGCCGUCAUAAGUCGCAGAUACAGUAGACGGGCCAUUCCAAGUCACCAACUGGUCAAUGAUGUCUGCAUCAUUUUGAUCUGAAAUAAGAAUAGGAGUGCCGUGGUGUAGCGGUUGGCACAAUGGUGCUUUAGUUUUUACGCUAAUGGUGCUUCUGCAAGUUCUGUACUCGGCCUCUAUUGUGUCGGGAGGAACUUUAGGCAGUUUUGAAUGAUACGACUACUUUGUCUGAGCGUUUAAAUUGUGCACCAUUGUCCGGUUAUCAUAUUUAGGAUUAUUAAUGUUGGAUUAAUAAUAUUUUGAUAUUCCAAAGAAAUAAGCAUCAUUUUGAAAUAGUAGCCCACACAAGGUUUUUGACUCCUAAGUUACACUUAAUGGAAUAGUUCACUUUCAAAAUGAAAAUUCUGUCAUCAUUUACCCACCCGGUUGUCAUUUUAACGUACGAUUUUCUUUUUUCUGCAAAACACAAAUGAUUAUAUAUAUAAAAAAAAUGUUGGUAACCAAAAACCGUUGGCUCCUUGACUUCUAUUGAAUGGACAGAAAACCAAGUCAAUGGGGACCAACGGUUGUUUGUUAACUACGUUUUUUGAAAUAUCUUCUUUUGUGUUUUGCAGAAAGAAGAAAGUCAUACAGGUUUGAAAUGACAAGACGGCGUGUAAGUAAUGACAGAAUUUUCAUUUUGAGGGUGCACUAUUCCUUUAAUGUGUGAUUUCAUUACAUCAAUAAAAAAAUACCAAACCAAAUAUCAGCAAAACAAAUGAUGGUUUUUAAACUUCGGUGAGCCAUAUUUUUUGGGGGGCAAAUCAGAUUGUUGUGGGUGUCUGACAAGAUGGUUCAGCAUGUCAGCUAUCAACAUGUUUCACUGUCUGACAACCAGAAAGUGUCUUAAAUGGCAUUUUGUUUGAUGUAAUGCCAUACGCACAUGAAGUGCAAAGUUUAACAUGUUAAACUAGGGAUAGUUCGGCCUAAAAUGAAAUAUUUGUCAUCCUUUACUCUUCCUUACAAGGGAAUCAAAGGCGUCAGCAACACUGCUGUGCCAGGUCUCCGUCCACUUUCAUUUUAUGAGCCAAGAUUCGACUAUUUAUCAAAUUUAUUUUUUAUCAAAAAUAAUCAAGUUUUAUGUAAGAGACAAAAGUCAAAGUAUGAUUUGCCCCCAAGUAAAUGAUAAAGAAUUUGUAUUUCUAAAUCAGCCCAGAGAUAGAAAAUGUCUUAUCAUUUUGUGUUUUCUGUAGUUAAUUGGGGGCUUUCAUUUUUACAAGUUGAAGGACAGAAUCAUUCAUAAUUCCUUGACAAACAUAAACUAGUUUUGUCACAUUGGCCCUCAAUGCAGCAGGCUUGUACAAUAUUUCAAAAGUAAAGUUGACCUUGUUAUGAAGGAAAGGGACUUGUGUGUGGGACUAGAAUCAGAAAAGGCUGCUAAUCCAGUAUGCGAGCUUGCAAAAAUAAAGAUCCAGUUUGAGCCUAAACAAGCUUUGCGAAAUAAAUUGCUGAAGCAAAUGUUUUUUUUUCCACGUCUCCAAGCUUCUCCCACAUAUAGCCGGGGCAGAUGGGCACAGACGUCAUUUGAUCUGGUUCAUGCGUAAGCUGGGAUCUUUACGUUCCCAUAGACUGAACCAGCAGUAGAGCCAUUUUUAGGUUUGGAAUGUAUUCUGUAGUUGAAUGUAGUAUCAUAGAAAAGCUGCUGUAACUGAUUCAUAAUUGAUCUUUCUUUAUUUUUUGGAGUGGGGUUCUUCUGGCCGUGUGUUUUAUUUAUACCUCUCAUGGGAAUUCCCUGCUUGCGUGCUCUGCCACGAUUCUGUAAAUACUCCUCUCGAGUCGGACUGCAGGUGAAAGCAGUCCACGGGAUUCUUAUUUAUCAAUUUCACAACUUUUAUGUAUUUUGACAAAUUAUAUAAACAAACAAAACAGAACUAUCUAGAUUUGAGAUAUUAUCGAGUAUAAUAAUAUAAUGUGAAUUGGUGAUUGUGCACAAUUUCUGUAAGCAAGCAGUGCUUGAACAUGACAGCAGUAGAUGUUUGCUAGCCGUGGUAUCAAAUGAUGACAUUAUAGUGGUUUGUCUGUCAUUUUAUUGCCACAAUUUAUGCUUUCGAAAUAAAGUGCUGAAUCUCUAUAAAGUGUAAACCUUUUUAAAAAAAUAAAUCUAUAUCUAUAAAGAAUAUGAAA